Messenger RNA from Pollicipes pollicipes, 692 nucleotides. RefSeq names its product putative small nuclear ribonucleoprotein Sm D2. Gene Ontology annotation, biological process: RNA splicing. The transcript has 3 exons. Gene Ontology annotation, cellular component: small nuclear ribonucleoprotein complex. The coding region runs from base 231 to 590 and encodes 119 amino acids. NCBI's taxonomy places the organism in Eukaryota, Metazoa, Arthropoda, Thecostraca, Pollicipedomorpha, Pollicipedidae. Gene Ontology annotation, molecular function: RNA binding. The record is from RefSeq and is a predicted model, not a curated record.
CAUCAUACCGGUAACGUUUUGAACAAGCUUUGAGAAGUGUAUGCUCUGGCGCGAAGGAUUGGUAUCAUCCCGUGGAGGGGGAAGUUUCAAUUUUGUCUCUUGUUUCCGCGUGAAGGUUUUAGCUUGCUGUGCACUUAACUGUGUCGAAGAAUCCAGGCUGCUUCUACGCCCGUCUUUGAGGCUGUUCGAAGUGCUGCAUAUUAAUUGAACGUCAAGUUCCUCCCGCAACAAUGACUGCACCAAAGCCCAGGUCAGAGAUGAACCCUGAGGAGCUGGCCAAGAUGGAAGAGGAAGAGUUCAACACAGGCCCAUUGUCUGUGCUGACCCAGUCAGUUAAGAACAACACCCAGGUACUCAUCAAUUGUCGCAACAACAAGAAACUGCUGGCCCGUGUCAAAGCCUUUGAUCGGCACUGCAACAUGGUCCUGGAGAAUGUGAAAGAGAUGUGGACGGAGCUGCCAAAAACGGGCAAAGGCAAGAAAAAGGCCAAGCCGGUGAACAAGGACCGGUACAUUUCGAAGCUGUUCUUGCGCGGCGACUCGGUGAUUCUGGUGCUGCGCAACCCGCUGGCCACAGCGCAGGGCAAAUAGCGACUGGCCAGCCGACUGACCCAUCCCUCUCACGGCAGGAGCUGCCCGCAUCGCCAUCGCAGUGUAUCGCCUCGCGUUUGUAUCAAUACAUGUCCGACUGAC